Messenger RNA from Zingiber officinale, 1481 nucleotides. RefSeq names its product phosphatidylinositol/phosphatidylcholine transfer protein SFH9-like. Bases 311 to 1228 code for a protein of 305 amino acids. NCBI's taxonomy places the organism in Eukaryota, Viridiplantae, Streptophyta, Magnoliopsida, Zingiberales, Zingiberaceae. The transcript is spliced from 11 exons. The record is from RefSeq and is a predicted model, not a curated record.
AAAAUGCCGGAGGCGGCAGUGGAGGGAGGGGGGAAGAGAGCGAGAAGGGCGACGGCGGUCAGCUCACGCCACUCGAUUUCUCCUCUGGGAGCCUCGAGGUUUGGAAUCGAGGUCCUAAGUUCCGACGUUCUGAUCCCGAUUUGAAUCUGGAGCACCAAAUUUGAGUCCCCUUUUUCGCCUGGGGGCCCGCCGCCGUGGGAAUGGGGAUCGCCUCGCAGGAUGCGGUGGAGCAGCUCUCCGCGCUCAUCGAUCAAGGUGGAUCUUGUUAGUUGUUGCGGUGGAUCUCAAGCUCAAGCAUACAUUUCAGAAUAUGCACCAGGGGAAUCCGAAACAUACUUUGAUCCGCUUUCUCAAGGCUAGAGAAUGGAAUGUGCCUAAGACAAAUAAGAUGCUAGUGGAGUGUUUUAACUGGAGGAUACACAAUCAAAUUGACGAUAUCUUCUCUAAACCUAUAACACCGGUGGACCUAUAUAGGGGGAUUCGUGACUCACAGCUUAUGGGGUUGUCAGGGUAUUCAAAGCAGGGUAUUCCUGUCUUUGCAAUAGGUGUUGGUCUCAGCACAUUUGACAAAGCUUCUGUUAACUAUUACAUCCAAUCACACAUUCAGAUGAAUGAAUACCGAGACCGUGUAGUCUUGCCCGCUGCAAGUAGGAAAAAUGGGCGAUACAUUGGCACAUGUUUCAAAGUUUUGGAUAUGACUGGUUUAAAGUUCUCAUCCUUGGGCAAUUUAAAGUUAGUAUCCCUCAUGGCUACUAUUGAUGACUUGAAUUAUCCAGAAAAGACGGAGACUUAUUAUAUUGUUAAUGCUCCAUAUAUCUUUACAGCUUGUUGGAAGGUUGUGAAACCACUUUUGCAAGAAAGAACCAGAAGAAAAAUUCAAGUAUUGGAUGGUUGUGGUAGGGACGAGUUAUUGAAGGUAAUGGACUAUGCUUCCCUUCCCAAUUUCUGUAAAAGAAAUGGCUCUGGAUCAUCUCGCGAUUCUUCUUUGGAUUUGGACAACUGCUACUCCCUCAACCAUCCCUUCCACCAAGAACUUUAUAGCUACACCAUGCAGCAGGCGAGAUCCAAGGACCCCCUCAUCAAGCAAGGCUCACUUCACGUAGAUGUGCCUGAACCAAACCCUGAGGGAACAGAGAUCAUGAAGACAAUACGGUCGGAACUUCACAAGAUCGGGAAUCAGAACGGUAUAACCCACUCAUUGAGCGGCCUGCAGAUCGACAACCUAUGAAGUGCUUAUCGGAAGGAAGAAGGAUCAUUUGAAGGUGCUUUGCUUGGGGUUUUUCACCAUGAAGAUAACUUGGGGGAGCGGCUAUUGUUUCGACAUGCCUAAACCCAAAGUAAUAAGGGCUGUACACCCUUUGCUUUUUCGAUAAACAAAGCGGGAAAGGAAAGUUGUGUAAUAUGAAGUGCUAAACUAGUAGUAUUGCAAAUUGGAAUGUUAACGCAUUGAAUAAAGGUUACUCUGCCAUAAUUAUUAUUCA